This is a messenger RNA of Camelina sativa (false flax), 691 nucleotides long. RefSeq lists its product as uncharacterized. Lineage: Eukaryota; Viridiplantae; Streptophyta; Magnoliopsida; Brassicales; Brassicaceae. Gene Ontology annotation, biological process: defense response. The record is from RefSeq and is a predicted model, not a curated record.
AAUAUACUAAGAGAAAAAAAUAUAUAUAUUGAGAAUGACACUAGGAGGAUAUAUCUCUAUUGAGUUUGAUAUCAAGUCUCCGGCGUAUAGAUUCUGUCAAGGUUACAUGAAGAUAGCGAAAACCACAAGACACCAACUUUCGACUGAGGAGGUAGAGGUUGAUCUACCUUCGGAGAAGAAAAAGGUUCGGCUAAGAAUGGAGGGCUUUCAGAUCUCAGAGUUGUUCAAGGCGAUCACAACACCUUUCAUCAGCUGUACUGUUGAUCCUGAAGAGGCCAAGUCGAGAAACCCGGAUAACUACAAGAAGCUCGAAGGAACCAUGAGCGUCAUUCACACGGAAGGUAAUGACGGUGGCCGAGCAUUCUGGACCGUAGAGUAUGAGAAAGUUAGCGAUGACAUCAAGGACCCACGUUUCAUCGUCGACACUACUGCAAGAUACUUUCAGGCGAUGGAUGAGAGAAUCUUUAGAACGAUCUGAAAUAGUCAAACAGAGUACAUGCGACUUCAUAUAUAUAGUUUAUAUAUUGAUCAUACAGUUUAUAAUAAUUUAUGAUGAUUGAUACUAGUUAUCGUUUAAUAAUGGUUGGCAUUUAGCAAGGAUUUGCUCUUGAAGCUUUCAAGAUGCAUAAUUAAUAUAUUGAUCUGCAUAUUAUUGUUGUAUCGACGAUAUAUUCUAAUAAAAAGGAUGAUU